AUGGUUCAAUGUUCUGUACCAAAGUAUCAGUUUAUACUUUGGCUUGCACUUCAAAAGAGACUCAGUACAACAGACAGAAUGGCUAAGUGGGGAAUACAAGUUCCUAGGAACUGUGAAUUAUGCAUAGCUGAUGCUGAAGAAACACAUGCACAUCUGUUUUUUGACUAUGAUUAUUCAAGACAGAUUUGGAGUUCAUUUUUAUGCUGGACAAGAGAAAGCAGUCAAGUAGGGAACUGGGAGGAGGAGAUUGAAAGGUUAACGACCAAGAAAUGCAACGGUAAAACCCAUGCAGAGGUACUACGAUGGCUAUUAGCUGCCAUUAUUUAUCAUGUUUGGAGUGAGCACAAUGCUCGACGAUUCCAAGAACAACAACAGGAUUGUAUUUCAAGACUUAGAGAGAUUGUCAUUCAAUUACACAGGAAAGGCCAGUUUAGAAGCAAUUGGAAAAGAUUACUUGAUAGGUUGAACUCAUAUCCAAGUCUAGUAUAG
Nicotiana tabacum (common tobacco) is the source of this 489-nucleotide messenger RNA. Lineage: Eukaryota; Viridiplantae; Streptophyta; Magnoliopsida; Solanales; Solanaceae. The record is from RefSeq and is a predicted model, not a curated record.